Molecule: messenger RNA, 2179 nt
Organism: Medioppia subpectinata
Lineage: Eukaryota; Metazoa; Arthropoda; Arachnida; Sarcoptiformes; Oppiidae
Source: the annotation of a GenBank genome assembly
GCCAGAAGCAGAGGGUGAGUCUGGCCCGGGCCUGCUUUAGUGAUGCCGAUCUGUUCCUCUUCGACGACCCAUUAUCUGCCGAGGUGAUGGAUUCGAGGACUGGUGUCCUCAAGAAUAAGACCAGAGUUCUGGUGACAAAUAGUCUGACAUUCCUUUCGACGACGGAUCAGAUAAUUGUCUUAACGGACGGAAAGAUCGGAGAGACGGGAACUUUUGACGAGUUAAUGCAACGAAAGGGACACUUCGCUGAUCUGAUUAAUCAGUAUUCGGCCAACAGUUUGAACAAAGAGGAAGAGGACGACAGUGUCGUGAAGAAGAAGUCGGGAACCGUUAAGGAGACGAAAGCAGAUAAAUCAAAACUGGUUGAGGCGGAGAAGGCAGAGACCGGACGAGUCAAGUAUUCCGUGUAUUUCAGAUACUUUAAGGCUAUAUCACUGUUUUGGUGUAUAAUUUGUGUUCGUAAACUAUGCGCUGAUGCAGACAUCAGUGGCCGGAACCAGUCUAUGGUUAGCCGAAUGGUCCGAUUCGGUCGAAAGAGGCGAAAGAGACAGCACUGCCUAUUAUUUCUCCAUUUAUGGUAUCAUUUGUUUAAACAAUUUGAUCCAUUGAUUAGUUUGAGUCUUACUUUUGUGUCUCGUUUUAUAGGAGUGUUGGGCAUAAUUCAGACGGUGUUCGUAACGUACGGGUGGUAUGCGAUGACUCGGGGCUCAAUCAAAGCGGCCACGUAUUUGCACUUCAAAAUGUUGGAACAGAUAAUGCACUCUCCGAUGUCAUUCUUCGACACCACACCAUUGGGACGGAUACUCAACAGAUUCAGCAAAGAUGUCGACACCUGUGACUCCACUCUUCAGCAAACCAUACGAGUUGUGCUCACCUGUGGUUUCACAACACUUUCCACAUUAGUUAUUAUAUCUAUGCAAAUUCCCAUAUUUUUGGCGAUCAUCGUUCCGGUGGCCAUUAUUUUCUAUUUAAUACAGAAAUUUUAUAUAACAACCUCUCGGCAACUGAAACGACUGGAAUCGAUCACAAAAUCGCCAAUUUAUGCCCAUUUCAGUGAAACCCUGUCCGGUGUGGCCACUAUUCGCGCCUAUGGUGUGAGCGAACAGUUUGUGAAAGAGUCUGACGAUAGGCUGGAUCUGAAUAACGCCUGUUUCUACCCCAACGUCGCGGCCAACCGAUGGCUAUCCAUACGACUAGAAUAUGUCGCGAACUUUAUUAUACUAUUUUCGGCUCUCUUUGCGGUCCUUCAGAGGGAGUCGUUGGGCGCGAGUCAGGUCGGCCUCAUUGUGUCGUACGCUCUGAGCACAACCCAAAACCUAAAUUGGUUGGUGAGGGUUAUAUCCGAUUUGGAGACCAAGUACAGCGUUGAGCGUAUCCUAGAGUACACUGACUUGAAUACUGAGGCUGAAUGGCAUUUGGAGGCGACAGCGCCUCAGCCCGGAUGGCCUGUCGACGGAAAUAUUGAUUUUCAAACUUAUUCAACCAAAUAUAGAGAAGGACUCGAUUUAGUAGGAAUAGUUGGCCGAACGGGUGCCGGAAAAUCAUCGCUAACUUUAGCCCUCUUCAGACUCAUUGAGUCGACCGAAGGCAAGAUUAUCAUCGAUGGCGUCAGCAUUAGUGACAUUGUUACGGUCCAGACUUACGAUUAUACCUCAGGACCCGAUACUCUUCAGCGGAACCAUUCGCACAAAUUUGGAUCCCUUUUAGAGCUAUUCAGACGACCAGAUAUGGCGAGUGCAUUUGUCUCGGGUCUGGACUCAGCGCUCGAGCAUAAGGUGUCCGAAGGGGGAGAGAACCUGUCGGUCGGCCAAAGACAGCUCAUAUGUCUGGCCAGAGCUCUGUUGCGGAACACAAAAGUGUUGAUCUUAGACGAGGCGACGGCUGCCGUCGAUCUCGAGACCGAUUCACUCAUUCAAACCACUAUAAGGCAGGCCUUCGCCGACUGCACUGUCCUUACGAUCGCUCAUCGAUUGAAUACAAUUCUCGACUCAAACCGAGUCCUCGUAUUGAAUGACGGAAGAAUAGCUGAAUUCGAUUCACCAGAAAAUCUCUUAUCAGACGAGAAGUCAAUCUUCUAUUCCCUCGCAAAAGACGCCGGAAUUAAAAGCUAACAAAUGAUUACAAUAUUAUGUAUUUAUUAAUUAUGUAUUUAAUAAAUGUCAUUACAAUUUACAUUAAA